This is a messenger RNA of Eucalyptus grandis, 1206 nucleotides long. RefSeq names its product protein ACTIVITY OF BC1 COMPLEX KINASE 3, chloroplastic. Gene Ontology annotation, molecular function: ATP binding; protein kinase activity. The record is from RefSeq and is a predicted model, not a curated record. Lineage: Eukaryota; Viridiplantae; Streptophyta; Magnoliopsida; Myrtales; Myrtaceae. Gene Ontology annotation, biological process: protein phosphorylation.
AUGGCAUGCGCCGCCAAUGCCACCGUUUACUCUUCCGAGCUCCUCUCUCGCCCUAUCAAGGCGGUGGGGAGAACGCUGGAGAUAUUGGUCUCGCUAGGUUCUUUCGCGAUUAAGCUGUUGUUGGAUCAAAGCAAUGGACAAAUUGAUCAGAAUAAGAGGAAGCGAGGUGCUGAGUUGAGAAGAAUUUUUACGAGAUUGGGGCCGACUUUCGUUAAAAUAGGGCAGGGGCUGUCGACAAGGCCCGAUCUCUGCCCUCCCAAGUACUUGGAGGAGCUCUCUGAACUUCAGGAUGCUCUGCCCACAUUCCCAGACACCGAAGCAUUUGCCUCCAUUGAGAAAGAGUUGGGGCUGACCCUUGAUUCAAUUUUCUCGUCUAUAUCCCCUUCUCCAAUAGCUCCAAUAGCUGCAGCAAGUUUAGGGCAAGUUUACAAAGCGCGGCUGAGAUAUUCUAAUCAAUUAGUUGCUGUAAAAGUGCAAGGAUCAGGUAUUGAAGAAGCUAUAGGACUAGACUUCUACCUGAUAAGAGGUCUUGGAAUUCUCAUCAAUAAAUACGUCGACAUAAUUACCAGUGAUGUUGUUGCUCUUAUUGAUGAAUUUGCUCGAAGAGUUCAGGAGCUCAACUACAUGCAGGAGGGGCAGAAUGCAAGGAGGUUUAAGAAGUUGUACGCUGACAAGGCAGAUGUCCUUGUCCCUGAUAUUUUUUGGGAUUAUACAAGUGGCAAAGUGUUAACAAUGGAAUGGGUGGAUGGAAUCAAACUAAAUGAGCAGGAAGCAAUUGAGAGACAAGGUUUAAAAGUUCUGGAUUUGGUGAAUGCAGCAUUCGGCCCGAGACUCGCAGUUUUGCUUGAGUAUGGAUAUUUUCAUGCAGAUCCUCAUCCUGGUAAUCUUUUGGUGACACCUGAUGGUAAACUUGCUUUUCUUGAUUCUGGGAUGAUGAGUGAGACCCCGGAGGACGAGAGGCUUGCUAUAAUCGGUCAUGUGGUUCAUCUCGUUAAUCGGGAUUACGAAGCUAUGGCUUGUGACUACUAUGCUCUAGAUUUUCUUGCACCUGAUGUGGAUCUAGCGCCAAUUGUGCCAGCUCUUUGGAACUUUUUUGAUGAUGCGCUUAAUGCAACUGUUAGUGAACUGAACUUCAAAACCUUAGUUGAUGGCUUGGGCGCUAUUUUGUAUCAGUAUCCUUUCAAUGGUGAUUUGUGCCUCUAUUGA